Aspergillus uvarum CBS 121591 is the source of this 2659-nucleotide messenger RNA. RefSeq names its product fungal specific transcription factor domain-containing protein. Lineage: Eukaryota; Fungi; Ascomycota; Eurotiomycetes; Eurotiales; Aspergillaceae. The record is from RefSeq and is a predicted model, not a curated record. The transcript is spliced from 3 exons. Gene Ontology annotation, biological process: regulation of DNA-templated transcription. Gene Ontology annotation, cellular component: nucleus. Gene Ontology annotation, molecular function: DNA-binding transcription factor activity, RNA polymerase II-specific; transcription cis-regulatory region binding. Bases 359 to 2437 code for a protein of 692 amino acids.
CCCGGUUGUAUAGAACCUCCGGCGACUAAAAGAAGGGACCGGUCCCGUGCCCGCCCGGUCGCUCACUUGAGAAUAUCGCCGGCAGUUCUUCCUCAAGUUCCCCACAUCUUCCCCUCAUCGUCACCCUAGGCGCCACCAGACAUUUCACUUCGCUUGUCAAUUUUAAGACCCGGUCUAUGCGGGUCGUUGUACCUGUCUUUCAUCUGAUUCUCUUUCAGGAUGGCGCCCACCAACGCCAACGAAGGCCCAACCGCCCGGCAAUCUACCCGGCCCGUGGCGCCAUCGGCGUGCGAGGCAUGCAGGAAACUAAAGGUCGGUCUCAUCAAACCAACCCUGGAACACUUGAUCUAAUGAAAUAAUGAGUCAGAUGCGGUGCACUCGGAACAAUGCCGUCGACAACACACCGUGCGAUCGCUGCAUGCGCAACCAUCGGCUCUGCCGGAUUCCUCCAGCGCGGCCUCUGGGACGCAGACCCGGGGCGGUGGGCCGCUUUAAAGGCAUCGAGAAAGCAUACCGGAAAAUCCAGGCAGAACUCAGGAAGGGACCGGCCUCGAUGCCUAAGGCUGCCACGCCAAUCAGUAGCCAGUUAUCGAGCCCCAGCGUAUGCGAACCGGAUGAUGGACCCAUCUCGGCCAGUCCCUUGAAUCAUCCCUCCCAUCUUCCCUCGGAGGGGCUCCCGGAUGGCCCCUCCCAGCCCAUCAGCAAUCCCCUUGCUUUGCUAGCGGACGCAUCUGAAGCCGUGCAUGCGAAUGCCUCUCAAGCAUCAAAGGACAAUACCGACGAAGGAAGGGUGAGAGAUCUACUAUCCCGGCCAGGAUCUGUCUCGUUGGGCCUUCAGCUCAGUCGAGAGAGUCUAGAGACUGGUCUGAACAUCCUCUGUGCUUCCUCGUUCAGGCCUGGGCGAAGCUCAGACUACUUCAAACCGCCAGAUCCCAGCGCUUUUCGCGACAUUGGACCUGAUCUUGAUCCGGUAGAUCUAGGAUUGGUGACCAUGGAAGAAGCCCACUUUCUCUUCCCGAUUUACUUUGCUCGACUGCACCCUGUCAACGGCAUCUUGGAUCCCUUACUGCAUACCCCGGAAUAUGUCCGGUCGCGGUCCGCUCUCCUUUUCACCUGGAUCUUGGCUCUUACCGCGCAGUUCGCGAGCACUCAGUCUUCAUUGGCAAAGCGACUUCAGUUGCAUGGUGAGAAGCUUUCCCGACAUGUGCACACCUGUGGGUUGAAAUCGGUGGAGAUCGUCCAAGGGUAUUACAUUUCCUUACUUUCCGCAACCCCAGCGAAGACAUUAGCCGAGGAGAGGACUUGGCUCUACACCAUGUAUGCAUUUGGGACCGCUGCUGAACUCGGGUUGGAUCAACACUCGAAGCCGCGCGCAAGGGUCUUCGUAAUCUCCGGUGAAGAACUAGCCCAUGAUGCUGGGAGCACAUAUUGCCAGCGGCUUACCAGAAACCGGGAACGCACUUGGUUUCGGAUAUUACUCUGGGAGCGAGCAAACAGCGCUGCGCGUGGCCGCAUCAACCCUAUUCCUGACACGAAGCUCAUCGCGGGUAUUGAAACCUGGUGGAAACAUCCGGUAGCUGAUGCAGCCGACAAGCAUACGUGUGCUUUUAUCCUCCUGCGCUGCCAUCUGGCUUCAAUCCAUGCCGAAUUGCAGGCACGCGCUGCCGCUCCACCGGAUGAUCCGCACUGGAUGAAAAGACUCGUCGACGAGAGGCUAAAAAAGUGGUGCGACGAGUGGCUUCCCGUACCAUACAAUGCAGCCGAACCGUCCGAGCAACUUGCCUCAAUAUUCCUCUACUAUGUGUACCUGCACAAUCGACUCUGGAUUCUGUCGUUUGCUCUUCAAGCCUCGGAGAACCACACCGGCAAUAGACACAUCGAGGCCAUCCGACACGACUGUCUUCAAGGGGCGGUUCAUACCUGCGAGGUCGCAGUCCGCGACUUGCAGAUGGUCGGCGAGCCCCUGUAUUGCAUGCUCGCGCCCACGUGGGCGAUGAUCUCCUACGCUGCGGUCUUAGCACUGAAGCUCUUUCAUCAAAUACAUGGUACUCAACCGGCAGGGGAUAUAGAGCUACUCGCCCUUUUGUCGCAGGUGGCUUUACAGCUUGAGCGUGCCGGAACCACGCCGCCCCAUCGCUUUGGUAUCGCGGCCUUGCUGGGAGAACACCUUCUGGGCAUUCUGAGGACUAGGGCUGCAUUGACAAUAGGUGUUCAGCAGAGUGCGGUGGAAAAUCCCUUGCCGAGGUAUGAUUCAGGGCAUCCUGCUGCGGCACUAUCGGAAGGCUCGGGUAAUCUGGCUAUCCAUAAUGCGCAGGAACCAGUCUCCGACCCCUGGUUCACAGAGGCAUCAGCAGCGAUGAGCUACGACUUGACUGAGGAUAGUUUCGGUGAUUUGUUUCGGGAGAUUUUCGGUCCCGGCUUUGCGGAUUCCUUUUGAUCGCAUUUCCUGCCGAUGGGUGACAGCAUGCAGCCAGCUACUGCAUGAGAGAGUGCCAAUCUUGCCACAAUGAUGCUUCGAAUGAAGCUAUUGCAUGGUUGGCCGCAACUGAGUUUGAUUAGACAGGUUUCAAGUGCGUAUUUGGGAUUCAAACCCCAUUUAUUUACUAGCACCCCAGCCAACAGGUGUUAUAGGAAGCGCAGGUCGAAACCCGGGCGAUCG